AUGUCAGAGCUAUUCGCGCCUCUCAAGGUCGGAGGCAUGCCGCUCAACCAGCGCAUCGCCAUGGCCCCGAUGACUCGGCUUCGCGCCGAUGUUUCGAACCUUCCAUUGCCUUCGGUUAAAAGUUACUACCAACAGCGUGCUAACGUACCGGGAUCUCACAUUGUCACCGAGGUCACCGUCAUCAGCCCUCGGCACGGUGGUUACGCCAACGUUCCGGGAAUCUACAGAAACGAAAAGAUCGCUGCUUGGAAGGAAGUCACGACCGCAAUUCAUGAGAACGGGUCUUAUAUCUUUCUUGCAGCUUUGGGCCCUGGGUCGCGCGGCCAACCCGCAAUUCUUGGCAGAACGGGUCACAGUUUGGUCUCCAGCAGCGACGUCCCUAUGAAAAGUAAAUUCACCGAUGAGAUGCAUAGACCUAAUCAAUUGACGGUGCUUGGGAUCCGAGAAGCCAUCUCGGACUUCACGGCUGCUACGGAGAAUGCCAUACUGGCCGGAUUUGGUGGCGUGGAAAUCCAUGGUGCCAAUGGAUACUUAGUCGACCAAUUUAUCCAAGACGUCAGCAACCAGCUGACCGACAAAUGGGGAGAAGAAAAAGAAAACAGAUCUAGGCUUGCCACGGAGGUGGCUUGUGUGGUAGCUAAGGCAAUUGGUAGUGAUUCCACCGCGAUUCGUCUGAGCCCCUGGAGCCGAUACCAAGGGAUGCGGAUGGAGGAUUCGAUCCGGCAAUUCCCCGAUGUUGCCCAGAGGCUAGCUGAACUGAAGCUGGCAUAUCUGCAAGUUUGUGAAUUAGACGUCAAGGAUAAGGAGGAACGUAUAAAGUGGUUGCUUGAGGCAUAUGGCAAUGGUAGCCCCGUCCUAAUAGCAGGUAACUACAAUAUACAAUGGCGAAUUGGCUCAAAAUGCCGUCGACGCCAAGUACGCAGACCAUGA
This is a messenger RNA of Penicillium crustosum, 930 nucleotides long. RefSeq lists its product as uncharacterized. The coding region runs from base 1 to 930 and encodes 309 amino acids. The transcript has a single exon. NCBI's taxonomy places the organism in Eukaryota, Fungi, Ascomycota, Eurotiomycetes, Eurotiales, Aspergillaceae. The record is from RefSeq and is a predicted model, not a curated record. Gene Ontology annotation, molecular function: FMN binding; NADPH dehydrogenase activity.